CCGCUCUCUGAUUCUUUUAUUUGACGCUCUGCUUCUUCUUCCUUCUCAUUCACUUCCUCCAUCCCCUUCUCGCAUGAUCAUUCACUUUUGCAUCAUUUGUCGGUAGCACUCAUCCACACUUUAGAGUAUGAGAUCGAAACUCAGGUCCUCAACUAUCUCCUCGCUCUCCCUCCUCCUCCCCUUCCUCCUGCUCUCCUUAAUACUCUUCACCACCCAUGCAAGUCUCCUUGACCAAUGCGCCUUUUCCAUAGCGGCCCUCUUCGUCGACCCACACGUAAAUGAAUGCAUCCCGAUCGCUCCUCUCGCCCAGCUUGCCAACGGCACGGAUGUGACCCCAAAACUCGUCAAUGACACCUCAACGACCUUUUGCGCCAUGCCCUUCUGCAGCGCCCCAACCGUUUCCUUGAUGGAGAACACCAUGAACCAGAACUGCGCCGAGACCACGGACGACAUUGAUUCCAACCACUGGUUUUACGGGUUCGCCUCACUCUACGUCCCCUUCAAACAGGGCAUGUGUCAACGAGUCCAGACCCCGCCGACGAAUGGAACCUUCUGCGUCACGCUACUCACGGAAUCCUUGAAUGCUUAUGUGGCAAAGCAUCCGAAUAAGAAGGGAUGGGACAUCUUGGCGAACUCGACAGAGAUGCAGCAGUACGUGGAUGGGAUACCAACAUCGAUGCUGUGUACGGCCUGUAACAAGGCCAUGAUCAAUCCAUUAAUGAAUUUUGUGGAGGUAAGACAGUUGGCACUCGAUCCGGUCGUGGUUUCAUGGGCGAGCUCCUUGGGAAACGGGAUCCAGGAACGAUGUGGAGAGGACUUUUUGUCACACAUGCCUCCGCUUGCACAGCAGUCGCUGACCCCGAAUGAUGCAUAUGCAUUGAGGAGCUCUUCUUCUUGGAGGAGGUCGUCAUUACCGGCGGUAUGGAUCGCCGUCUUGUACCUUAGCACUGUGAUACCCUAAAAAAUAAAAAAUAAUAAAAAC
Molecule: messenger RNA, 982 nt
Organism: Gamsiella multidivaricata
Lineage: Eukaryota; Fungi; Mortierellomycota; Mortierellomycetes; Mortierellales; Mortierellaceae
Exons: 1
Coding region: 128-961 (277 amino acids)
Source: RefSeq, a predicted model, not a curated record